Molecule: messenger RNA, 255 nt
Organism: Boeremia exigua
Lineage: Eukaryota; Fungi; Ascomycota; Dothideomycetes; Pleosporales; Didymellaceae
Product: splicing factor 3B subunit 5/RDS3 complex subunit 10
Exons: 2
Coding region: 1-255 (84 amino acids)
Biological process (GO): mRNA splicing, via spliceosome
Cellular component (GO): precatalytic spliceosome; U2 snRNP
Source: RefSeq, a predicted model, not a curated record
AUGGCCGACAAGCUCCGCGCACAGCAGCAGCUCGAAGCGCUCCAGGCGCGCUACAUCGGCAUCGGCUCCGCAGACACCACAAGACACGAAUGGACGUCCAACAUCGCACGCGACUCGCUCUCUUCGUACGUUGGCCACCCGCCGCUACUACAGUACAUGAGCAUCGGCCUAGGCCAGUCAAGGGAGAAGACAAGGGUGCAGCUGCUGGAGAGGAUGGUCAGACCAGUUGGGCCCCCGCCAGAGACCCAGGAGUGA